CCCAUCUUGCCGCAGUUAACUUGACGCAGCGGAUAACCAAGCGGAGGCAGAGCGGAUCAAUUUGGAGCCACGGCGGUUGAUCGGGAUUAUGCGGCGACACUGAUUGCUAUAUCGGCUCAACACGCCGUUUCCUCAUCGAGUCCAUCGGCUGAGACGUCGCCUCAGGCUCCAGGUGUUAGUCUGGACCCGGCCUGCAUGCAGCGUGUCCAGGGCCCGGCCUAAUUCCUGGUGCUCCUUCUUUCCCACCACCUCCUCCCUCCUUUCCCUACCCUCCUCCCCCCUGCCCUAUCCUUCCAUCCUCACCCCCUCUCACUCACACACACACACACAACCACCCAGGCCUGGUGUCACACUGCCAGCCUCCCAGCAUUUAGCCCAGACCGGCAGCCUGGCUGGCUGCCCUGUACAGGUGGAUGAAUGAAGACCCCAUUCAAGAGCCCAGCGGCCCCGCGGCCCCGAGCAGACGGAGGACAUUCAGGCGUCUCUGCAAACAUGAUGAAGAAAAAGAACUCGCACAAGAAACAGAGGACCAGUGUUGGUCCCAGUAAGACUCUGGCUCAGCCCAGAAGGAACAUAGUGGGCUGCAGGAUCCAGCACAUCUGGAAGGAGGGCAGUAAGUCGUCUCAAUGGAAGGGGACGGUCCUGGACCAGGUCCCCGUGAACCCCUCCCUCUACCUGAUCAAAUACGACGGCUUUGACUGCAUCUACGGCCUGGAGCUGUACAGCGAUGAGCGGGUGGUGGGGCUGGAGGUGCUGCCGGACAGAGUGGCUCCGGCCCGUGUGAGCGACUCGCUGCUGGCGGAGACGAUGAUCGGGAAAGCCGUGGAGCACAUGUUCGAGACGGAGGACGGACCGAAGGAGGAGUGGAGGGGGAUGGUUCUGGCCCGGGCUCCGAUCAUGACCUCCUGGUUCUACAUCACCUACGAGAAAGACCCCGUCCUCUACAUGUACCAGCUGCUGGACGACUACAAAGAGGGAGACCUCCGCAUCAUGCCCGACUCCAACGACAGUGUGACGGCGGAGCGGGAGCCCGGCGAGGUGGUCGACAGUCUGGUGGGCAAACAGGUCGAGUACGCCAAAGAGGACGGUGGGAAGCGGUCAGGUAUGGUCAUCCACCAGGUGGAGGCCAAACCCUCUGUAUACUUCAUCAAGUUCGACGAUGACUUCCACAUCUACGUCUACGACCUGGUCAAGACCUCCUAAGACCAGAAAACCUGGUGCAGGACACCAUAGAAAGACUUACCAAGUCCUGCCUAGAUCCACCAAACACGCCCAUCAAGGACCCCCCAGUGAAGAAAAACCACAACUAGGGUUUAAAACAUCGGGAGACUCACCACGACCUGUGGAGACGCCGGAGACAGAUGGAAUCCAUUCUAUUACAGAACGCCUUAAAAUCAGGAAAAACCACAAGCAGAACCCCUUCGUUAAGACAGGAAACUACAACCCAGAGACACGUCUUCAAACCCAGAGACAAGUCUUCAGACCCAGAGACACGUCUCCAGACCCAGCAUCACGUCUUCAGACCCAGAGACAUGUCUUCAAACCCACAGACACGUCUUCAGACCCAGAGACACGUCUUCAGACGUCAUUUAUCAUUGACCUUUUUCAUCUGAUUUCUUUAGACUCUUUUAGGACGUUUGCUCAAACAUUUGCUGAGGCACAAAGACGACCAACGAUCUGGUGCCGUGUGGAAUAACUGACACCUGAACCGGCAGGUUCGACUUUGUGGUGAUGACCAUCCAACCUGUGGCUGAUACAGCACCAAUAAAUCUGGCUGGGUGUGAAAACUUGACUUGUACAACCUGAGACAUCCAGAGGUCUGUGAGGACUCGAUCCUGAGAUCCCUCAGGCACAACUAAAGGUCUCCUGAGUAAAAUGUCCUUUGUUUCAGAUUCAGGUCUGAACACAUACAAGUCAACAGAAAGAUCCUCCCCCUUUUCCUGAAACCCUGUCAGACUGUUUGAGACCUCCCCCCCUGUGUGAGGACGGGGUACAGGUCUGAGUCUGGCGGGGUUAAUGAAGGGACAGGACUUCAGGAAGACAGAAAUGUUGACCGGGGCCCGCAGACUGUGUGAACCAUCGUCUGUCUCCAUCUGCAUUUAUUGAAGGUGUUAGUGGAUGUGAGGAACAUAUAUCCAAUCACAGAGCAUUUAUUUACUGACCCCGCCCCCCUGCAGGUCACCUGUAGACAAACAAAGACUCUGAUUGAAAAACUGUGAAGGACACUGUGGACAUACCAGAGGACACGGACUCUUUUCCUUUUCCAUUCUUUAAACAUUUGUCUGUUUCCUGUCUGUGUGGAUUCCUACAUUACCCAUAAUGACUUGAGGUCAGGCAGUCGUGGAGGCUCAGGUGUCCAACGCACGUGCUUCUAGAGAAACGUUCUCAUUGGUGUUUAACUGUUCUCAUCCUGUCCACCGUUUGUCUCCGAGGUUCCCGCCCAGAUCCAGUUUUAGCAGGAAGACUAACGAUGCUAACAGGCUAUUUUUAAGUAAAACGUUCCCUUCUUUUUUUUUAUGAAUCAUCUAAACGGAGCGUGUUCAUUGGUUGUUUUCUGUUGAGCAGUUCCCAGAUUUCGACAUGAGGGUUUUUAAAGCUUCACACUGCAGCUGACGUUUUACGCCGCCAUUCAAUAUUUUUAAAGUCGUGCCAAAAAGAAAGCAGGAAGGAUAAGAAGAAUUAUUUUGACAAAUUGCAUAUGUUUCACGAAGCUUUCGUGGGUUCUGGUCCGGAUCAGAGACAGAACAGUAUUCUGGGAAAUCGUGUUUAACAUUAGAAUGAAAACAGUGAGUAAAGAGCAGGUUAUUCAAAGGUCACAUACGAGCCCAGAACACAGAGAAUGAGAGCAGUAAAAACAUGUGUUCCAGAUGUUCAGUGCAGGUUUACUGGGUUUCACUGCAUCUUUCUCUUAUGACGUCAGACUUCUGUGGUUUCCUUCUUCUGUGGCUGCAAACGCAAUUGUUCAAAACUGUUUCUAACACAAUAAAUCCAUGAAUAAACAGUUAGAUGUGAUCACAGCUGCAUUACAGCCUGUUCAGAACCUGGGGUUUACCUGUGAGACUGGACUCAGGGGGGUGGACGUCCGUCUCAUCAGCAGACCUCCAUGUUGGAAUGUUCCUUUAACGGCCUUCAUCCUGAAGUUGAAUGAAACCAAAAUGUUAGCACCCCCCACCCCUCCCCCCCUCGCUGUCAGUGAGGGUCCACCCCCUGAAGCACAGAUGCUGGAGGUUGAUUUAUAGUUUACAUGCUUUGGAAACGUCUGUCCCCUUCAUCGCUCUGCACCGUGUUCCUCUCUUCACGUCCUGACACGUUCACGUCUCCUGGUUCCUCUGUGUGUUCUCUCUGCUUUUAUUCUUUGUCCCGUGUGAACUGUGUUUUAUCCAGUUAGCAGCAGGAAGCUUGUGGCUGUUUGCUGGUUUAAAACCGGAAUCACAGCCAAACUGGGAGAUUUGAUCCCAGUCCUCUGAUCCUGAUGCGGAUGUUGAUGCUGGUGCUGAUGCUGAUGCUGAUGCUGAUGCUGAUGCUGAUGUUGAUGCUGAUGUUGAUGCUGAUGCUGAUGCUGAUGCUUAGAGGUGUGUGUUUGCUGACAGUCCUUCCCCCUCUCUCUCCUCCCCUGCAGUCAUUUCACAGCUUCCUAUAAAACACCAAACAGCUGAAGCAUUAACGGCCACGCUGCCUGAUCCACGUCUCCUGUGCCUGAAGGGACUCGAACAUCUGAAACGACAGGUGUUAAAGAAGCGUUAAGCGUUUCCAGACCAGGGGAUUUAGAUCCAGAUCAUUCCUGGACAGAGUCCACGGUCCGGGGUCCAGAACAUGUCGUUCAGAUGUGGAGUUUGCUGGCCCUGAUUCUAGAAUCUGGAAUCUGUCGUUUUUUUUCUGAAAUAACAUCUAACACAUUUGCUUUCUUGUGAAUUCACUGCCUCAGAUUCUAGAACAUGGAGAACCACGGGUUCUUAUCAUGUCUGGUUCUCAGUCCAGAUUCUGGGAUUCAUCUUUUUACCACAUUCCUUACUGUUCUAGAAAUUUCCUAGAAUACACUGCUAAAAAUUCUAGAACGUGGAGACUGGAUCACCAGAAGACGAAUCCAGAAUGAAUCUGGUUUGGGUCCACGGCACACAGUCUCAGUCCAGAGUUUGUGUGUGUGAAGUUUCACGUUCUGAUUCUAGAAUCUGGGGCUUCGGCUCAGCGUCUCAAACGCUGGAGAACGUGCAUCUUCCCCUCGGAACCCACACGUUCUGAUUCUGGAACAGACCUGGUCUCACUGGGACAAACGACAGCGAUGAGUGGAUUCAUUGAUUAUUGGAUGAGGAAAAUGAACGGGAAGCCGUUUUGAUCAAAGCUCAGUGGCUCUGGUCACAGUUCCUGGAAACGUUGCUGCUUCUUUUAAAUCUGAUGUGAUCAAAGGAUUUUUUUAGUUUUCUGACGAUAACAGUUCAUUGAUUCAUUGAGAAAAAUACUUGGCAGAAUAACUGACGUUGAAAAUAAUCCUUAGCUGCUGCCGAAUCGUGAUCACAAAGAAAGAACACACACCUGUGACCCCUCAGAGUUCACAGGUGUCACCUCACCUGGUCUGACCCUGGACCUUUUGGUUCUAGAAGAUUUAGUUGGCCCUGAUGAGACCUGAUGAGACCUGCUGCUCUGUCUCUGGUUGUCUCUUGUUGGACUACGGUCACAAACGUGUGGGAGCUGUUGGACCUCCCGUCAGUUUCAGGCCCGUUCAGCUCGUCUGCUGAAGCAGAGAAACCAGCCGAGGCGUCCUCUGCUGCUCUGUCAUUAACCGGGACAGUUAGCGAGCGGCGGGACGUUCAGACCGUAGGGAGCCUCC
Molecule: messenger RNA, 4825 nt
Organism: Toxotes jaculatrix (banded archerfish)
Lineage: Eukaryota; Metazoa; Chordata; Actinopteri; Toxotidae
Gene: spinb
Product: spindlin b
Exons: 7
Coding region: 418-1203 (261 amino acids)
Biological process (GO): gamete generation
Source: RefSeq, a predicted model, not a curated record